Molecule: messenger RNA, 4812 nt
Organism: Acanthopagrus latus (yellowfin seabream)
Lineage: Eukaryota; Metazoa; Chordata; Actinopteri; Spariformes; Sparidae
Gene: tnk2a
Product: tyrosine kinase, non-receptor, 2a
Exons: 20
Coding region: 412-3558 (1048 amino acids)
Biological process (GO): protein phosphorylation; signal transduction
Molecular function (GO): protein serine/threonine/tyrosine kinase activity; protein binding; protein tyrosine kinase activity
Source: RefSeq, a predicted model, not a curated record
CAGACGGUGGGCUCGGCUGCUGAGCCAGAAGGAGAUGGAGCGCUAGAGAGGGGGGGAAAGGAUGCAGAGAGAAGGGGAGGUAUGGAGGUGUCCGACACUGCAGGAAGCCGUGAGUCAGCAGGCAGAGAAACGAGCUGUGGGAGGGAAGACACAGAGAGUUUAUAGAUAGCUUUAGGUGAUACGGCUGGAGAGAGCGCGGCGUCAAAUGCCUCCCGGUGCGUUUGUGUGUGCGUGUGCAUGCGCCUAUCGAUCGAGCAGAGAAGGUCACCGAGCUGAGAGGAGAUUAGCAAACUAGACUCGGAGAGGCAGAGCUAACGCCUCCUCUGAAUAGCAGCUAGACAGCAGGAGGAAAGGAAAAAAAAAAAAGGGAAGAGAGAGACGACUGCGAAGGACGAGAGGAGCUGCUACAGGAUGGGGGAGAGCUAUAUGUACCAGCGACUCCCGUUCAGCAGGGGAGAGGAGGAGGGGGAGGAGGAGGACGAAGAGGAGAGAGACGGGAGGAUCAGAGGAAGUGUCGGGGCACAAAUGAUGCAGUGUGAGGAGGGGACGGAGUGGCUGCUGGAGCUGCUGACGGAUGUGCAGCUGCAGCAGUACUUCCUGCGCAUCCGUGAUGACCUCAACGUCACCAGACUCUCCCACUUCGACUACGUCAAGAAUGAAGACCUGGAGAAGAUCGGCAUGGGACGCCCAGGUCAGAGGAGGCUUUGGGAGGCCGUCAAGAGGAGAAGAGCUCUUUACAAACGCAAGUCCUGGAUGAGUAAGGUGUUUCCGGUGAAACGACCUGACGCCGACCCCCAGCAGCCCCUCCCUCAGGGUGCGACGUCCAGCCCUGCACCAGCCAGUAGCGACGCUCCCGCCUCGCUCACCUGCCUGAUCAGAGAGGCGGAGCUGCAGCUGUUCGAGCGGCUCGGAGACGGCACAUUCGGGGUGGUGCGGCGAGGAGAGUGGACCGGACCCAACGGCCGAGUGUUGUCAGUGGCGGUGAAGUGUCUGAAGGCCAGCGUGUUGGACUCAGACGGUCUGGACGAUUUCAUCAGAGAGGUCAACGCCAUGCACUCACUGAGCCACCAGAACCUCAUCCGGCUGUACGGCAUCGUCCUCACACAGCCCAUGAAGAUGGUGGUCGAGCUGGCCCCUCUGGGUUCCCUGUUGGAUCGUCUGAGAAAGCGUCAGGGUCACAUCCUCAUCUUGUCUCUGUGUAACUAUGCCGUGCAGGUGGCGUGUGGUAUGGCCUAUCUGGAGCAGAAGCGUUUCCUCCACAGGGACCUGGCGGCUCGCAAUGUUCUGCUGUCCACCAACGACACGGUGAAGAUCGGAGACUUUGGUCUGAUGAGGGCGCUGCCAAAAAACACCGACCUAUACAUCAUGGAGGAGGGCCACAAAAUCCCUUUCCCAUGGUGUGCUCCGGAGUCUCUGAAGUCUCGUACUUUCUCCCAUGCAUCUGAUACCUGGAUGUUCGGGGUCACUCUGUGGGAGAUGUUCACCCACGGACAGGAGCCGUGGCUGGGCCUUAAUGGCAGCCAGAUCCUCCACAAGGUGGACGUGGAGGCCGAGAGGCUGUGUAAACCAGAGGACUGUCCUCAGGACAUCUACAACGUGAUGCUGCAGUGCUGGAGCCCCAAACCUGAGGACAGACCGACUUUCAUCGCCCUCAGAGACUUCCUUCUCGAGACCAUGCCCACAGACAUGAGAGCUCUGCAGGACUUUGAGGAGGAAGACAAGCUUCAGAUUAAAAUGAACGACGUCAUCACCAUCAUAGAGGGAAGGGCAGAGCACUACUGGUGGCGAGGUCAGAACAGGGGGACGCUACGUGUCGGUCAGUUUCCUCGCCACGUGGUGACGUCGGUGGCCGGCCUGUCCGCCCACGACAUCAGCCGACCGCUCAAACACUCGUUCAUCCACACGGGACACGGAGACACGGACCCUCACAGGAGCUGGGGACACGCAGAUCGUAUAGACAGCCUGUAUUUGGGGAAUCCCAUGGACCCUCCUGAUGUCCUCGGCAUGGAAUCGGGCAUCGCGAGGCCGACCAAACUCCCCAAUCGUGCCAAGAAGCAACCUCCUCCUCGUCCGCCCCAACCUGCUGUUCUUCUGAAGAAGCCGUUCUACGACUCCGUGAUGGACGAUUACGACGACGAUGACGAUGCCAGUGCUUCGUCUGGCCUGAAGAGGCUGGGAGUGUCUCUGGGGCUGAAGCUCCGGCCGUGGGAGGGCUCCGGCGUGCGCUCGGCCAAAAGCGAGGUGUCGCUCAUCGACUUCACUGACGACAGCUUCAGCUCGACCACGCCCUCGCCGCUCACCGAGAGCCGGCCGGAUGAAGACACACUAAAGGACACUCCAUCCAUCCUGGACUGGCCUCUCCCACAGCCAGCUUAUGACGAGGUUACUACCGAGAUCGAGGACCAAUCAGAGGACCAGGAGGUGCGGUCCAUCAACAAGGGUUUUACUGAGGACACUGCGGCCACGCCGAGCGCUGGUAUGGCGGGGAGGAGUGAGUCGCAGUCAGCUGACCUCUUCCAAGAGCUGCAGCGGGAGGUGAUGGUGAAGCUGCAGGUUCCCAUGGCAACAGGCCGUUCCCUCCCAUCCUCCCCGCUCCCCAUGCCCCUGGCUCCUCUGGGCCCCCAUCGACAGAUCUACCUGCCUCCUCCCUCCCCCUCCUCCACUUCCACCUCCUCCUUCGCCUCCUGUUUCGAGGACCGGCCGGUGCUGCCCCCUCGCAGCCCCGUCCCCCCGCUGCGUCCCUCCAAACACAACAUCUCCUCCAACCGCACCUCCAACCCGCAGUCGCGCUCCAGCUCCAUCUCCCUGGGCGAGCCGGACGACACGCCUCCUCAAAUCCCGCCCAGAGACCACGCCUUCUCUCAGCCGGGCUCCCGCUCCUCCUCUCCCCUCCCACUGGUGCCGCCGCUCUCCUCCUCCCCCGUGGCGCUGCCUCCUCCUCCCCUCUCGGUCUCUCCACGGCGGGCGUCUGGACUCCUGGGCCCUCUCCUCUCCUCCAACUCGUCAGCCUCCUCCCUGCCUCCAGUGGCAUCACAUUCCUCACAGUUCACAGCUCGCGGCUCCUCCUACUCGUCUGGCUCCUUAUUGGAUCCUCUCGCCUUCCGUGAGGGGCGUGGCCUGUCCUCGCUGAUUGACGGCCCCCAGAGCUCUGCUCCCGCCCCGCUGCCUGAUCGGCCAGCUUAUCUGGAAAGGUACGGAGCAGCCAACAUGGCGGCAGUCAAACCCAUGAUUCAGCAGCCCGGCGGAGCCAAACCGAACUCCUCCUACAACAACAACAACGGGCGAACUGCAGCUCCCAGCAUGCAGCAGGAGCAGAGCAUCAAACAGGUCCAGGGUGCAGUGCACGGUGUCACGCUGGAGGAAUGUAAGGCAGCUCUGCAGGGUCACAACUGGAACAUCCCUCUGGCUGUCAAUUAUUUAAAGGUGGAGCAGCUGUUCCGUCUGGGCCUCCGGUCGAGAACCGAGUGUGAGGAGCUUCUGCAGCGCUGCCAGUGGAACCUGGAGGAGUCCAGCACGCUCAUGCUGGACUCGUACGGACCACAUCGAAACAUGAAAUGACAGCAGGACGACAUCACCCACUGACGAGCCUCUGAUGUCUGGAUCGACACGCCAUCACUGACCUGCUCGGAUGACUCAUCGCCGCGCGGACGCCAGACACAGCAACACUUCGUAAUGAACGGAGGAAACAUAAAGCAGGACGUGUGCCUCAUUCUGUGUACUGUGAAUAUCUGCUUCUACCUGUGUCGCACACAUGCAUGCUCAUUAUCCGCCAAACGGAGCAGCUUGUCGAAUGAGUCACUCUAUUACUUGAACAGAUGCUAUUUAUGUUUUGUUUUUUAUUAUUAUAUUAUUAUUAUUAUUACGUGAAUAAUGAGAGUUCAUAUCCUCGCUGGUAGCUACUGCAAACGUUUACUGGUUGUGAAUUUAGCUGUGAAUACGUGCAUGUCAAGGUUUGUGCCCAUGCCUUUACGCUGUAAAUGAAGCGAUAUAUAAAAAUCAGGGAACUGUCAGCCGUCGUUUUUAUGAAAAUAGUUGAGACGCUGUAUUGUAUAUGGCACUUUAAUGGACGUGACGACACAUUAACUGCUGGUCAGAAGAUGGUAAACAAUUUAUCUAGUUAGUGAAGCGAUGAGAUACUGAUAUCAUGUGUUAUUAAUGCAUCGUUCGUGUCUUAAACGAAAGCUUUGUGGGCUUUGUAAAGGCGUGAAUUGUGAACGGAUCGAGAGAUUUUUAGUUUUGUCUUCGGCAAUAAGAUGCCAAAACAGAAAUGUGAAGAUAUCUACCGUCUCCUUAUGAAUACAGGGUAUAAGAGUUGAACCUCCACACGUUAAAUAGUAAAAGGUGGAUGUUAGGUAUUUCUUCGGAUGAUAACGACUGCUGUAUGAUAAUCAUAAACACACGCUGAAGUGCUUAACGAACAUUUACCUGAAUAAGUAGGACCUGCUACGUGAGAGUGUUUGCAUGUGUGCUCGGUGCUGCAGUGCUGUAUGGGUAAUUACACGCAGCUAAACAGAUAGAUAGAAAUAAGACACUUGUCGUUUUUUGCAGCUACGUCUCCAAGAUAUGAUUUAGACAGAUGUCUAAGUGUGUGUGUGUGUGUGUGUGUGUGUGUGUGUGCGUGUGUGUGACGUCCGUCCCUCUUGAGGCUCAGCUGUAAGCUCUUGUUGUCACACUGCCGUAUGUGACGCUGACUGCAUUAUACUGUAAAAAAAAAAGAAAAAAGCAGCUUCUUAAUGAGAAAAUGCAAAUAUGGCCGCCACUGUUUUAUAAUAAAGUGAAAUAUGAGUCAUUCUCUUUUCAAAAAAAUCCAAA